Molecule: messenger RNA, 3785 nt
Organism: Tachysurus vachellii
Lineage: Eukaryota; Metazoa; Chordata; Actinopteri; Siluriformes; Bagridae
Gene: pawr
Product: PRKC, apoptosis, WT1, regulator
Exons: 7
Coding region: 309-1280 (323 amino acids)
Biological process (GO): apoptotic process; positive regulation of apoptotic process
Cellular component (GO): cytoplasm
Source: RefSeq, a predicted model, not a curated record
UAUUUCCGGCUCAGUUCGGGUAUUUCCGGCUCAGUUCGGCAGCCGUGCUCGUGGGAGAGGCUCCGACUUUAACCGAAAACGACUUUCAUUCCGCCGGAUCGUUUCACCUGGACAGCGCGAGGAGUGUGGAUCGCGCGCACACACACACUUACACACACACACACACACACACACACUCACACAGUCGUAUACAACGCAGGAUUUCCCUGGUGACGGAGGAAUGUGGUGCAUUUGAGUCUCUUAUUAUUUAAUUUGACGUUUUCUCGAACACGUCCUCGUCUGGAACGCAGAUUUCAAAGGUUGUAAACAUGGCGUCUGGAGGAUUCAAGUCCAGUGCAGCCACAGAUUUUCUGGAGGAAUGGAAGGCAAAGCGGGAGAAAAUGCGUGCGAAGAUGUUGGGGGACAUCGCAGCCAUCACAAGUGUCAACGUGAUUACGACGGGCACCAGCAGCACGAAGGCCCCGGAAACCCGAUCCGUACCAGAUCUCAACAGCUCCAACGGAAAUCCGGAGCGGAGCGGCUCCGUGCCUCUUACAGUGGCUCGGUCGGCUUCGUCUUCCACCCUGACCAGGAGAGCAGACGAGGAACCGCUCGUGUACACGGCUCCGGCUCAGGCGUCCACACCGGUGGCACGAGGAUCCGACUCCAAGAAAUCCACAGAGAAAUUGCCGGAGCCUGGAAGCGCUUCACUGUGUCCGGACAGUGACCUCGAGAGUCCCAAAGGGAAGGAGAAGAAGAGUUCAGGUCCCAGCGCUCGCAAAGGGAAAGGGCAGAUAGAGAAGAGGAAGCUGCGUGAGAAGCGCCGGUCCACAGGAGUCGUCAGCAUCCCGUCCAACGAGAGUUUGGACGAACUGGAUGAUGAUGAUGGAGAUAAGGAGGGGAAGAAUGAAGAAGAGCUCACACAGCACAACACUGUGCAGAAUGAGUCCAUGGCCUCCGACCCUGGAGCUGGACACACACAGGAUACAACGAGGUCAGGCGCUGGCCGCUACAAAAGUGAGGAGGAUGUAGGAGGAAACAGACAUCGGCAGACUCCUGCUCGUCAUGGCAACCCAGGACUGGAGAGGAGGAUUGAGGAGCUGGAGAAGGAGCUGGCUCUGGAGAGGCAAGAGAACGCUCGGCUGUUGAAGUCUCAUCAGGACAAAGACGAGCUGAUUGUUAAACUAAAGGAGGAAGUCGAUCUGUUAAACCGGGACCUGGACGAUAUCGAGGAUGAGAACGAGCAGCUGAAGCAGGAGAAUAAAACUCUGCUGAAGGUCGUAGGUCAGCUGACCAGGUAGAAGCACGAGGAGAUGAACGCUGUGAUAUUAAACACAGAGAAGUUUAAUAGAAAGGUCUAGAAAAGUCCUAUUUAAUGUAAAUGUGUGUGUACAUAAUGGAAUAUGACAGAGGAUGAAUGUACGUUGCUAUGGCGUCACUUGUCUGUCAGCAUUUCUUUUUAUUUGGUAGUUUAUUUUGGCCACGUCCCAAACGUUAGCACAUGAUAAUUAUCUUUCUUGCUGAAACAUUUAGCCUUUAUUUAGCCUAGAUGGUAAUAUUUUGGAAUGCUAAAGCAUAGCUAGCUGCUAAUAUCUUAAUUAAUAGACUACAUUAGCAACAAAGUUGAUGUUCUAGCAGUUUUCUAUAAAGCGGUAGCAUUUUGUCAUGUUUUGGUUAAAAUCUAAGUCAUAUUCUAGCUUCUAAACACUUACCUAGCUAACAAAUCAGCACACACACAGUAUCCAGAUUACAAUUAUUCCAUUCUAGCAUUGCUAACUCAUACUCUAGCUGCUAAUUCACCUAAAACACAGUUAUUGAUUACUGUUACACUACAGCAAAGUUCUAACAUAGUUACGUUUUUGGCUAAGUGUUGAUUUAAAGUAACACAUCUUUUCAUAUGCUAGCUGAUAAUUAGCCUUUUUUUAGCUAAUAGCUAUAGUAACAACAAAUUCUUCUAUAAACACUAGUAUUUUGGAGUGCUAACUCACAUGCUAGCUGCUAAGUAGCCUAUAACCUAGCUAAUAAAAUGGCUAUACUAGUACAAUUUCAUGAUUUCUAACACUAAAACAUUACAGUAUUGUGUUGUGUAGCACUAAUCUCACCAUGGUAGUUAUUAGCAUAUUAGCUGUUAAUUAGGCUACAGUAGCUCGACAUUUUCUAAAAAUAUAUUGAGACACUAGUAUUCUGGAGUGUUUAGUUGAAUGUCUGGUGAUUAGCAUUAUACGCUUUUAGCUAAUCAGUUAAAACCUAGCAAAUUGGCUGAACAGCAGCUAGCAGCUGAAGUAAUCAUUAUCUUGUCUUGUAGCACUUUAGAUUCCUUAGAUGCAGGUUGCUACGUAUUCUGUCUGACUGCUGGUUGCUGACAGUUUGCUCGCUAGCUGAUAUUGUACAGAAUGUAAUAACAUUCCCUUUAAUUUUUACAAUAGCUAGCAUUCUGGAACUUUAGCUGAGUGUUAUUCUUAGCCCAGAUGUCUCACAUCAUUGAUUAUUCUUAGCGCUAAUCCUCCAUGUUAGCUAUGAAUUAGUGAAUUAUCUGUCUGUUAAUUGAGUGUGUUGAUUUCUGACUCCUAUCAAACAUUAGCAUUUGUUUUGUUAGCUGCUCACUAGGCUAGCGAUUAUGAAUAUUGUAACAUUUUACUGAAAAUCAAAAGUUCUCUAUUUUCUAGCAAAUGCUAACAUUUUGGAUUCAUUAGCUGAAUGUUGAUUUUUUUCAGCGCUAGUCACGUUUCUAGCAUCUUAUCUAUAAAACGGUAAUAUUUAUUAAUAAUUUGUUAUUGUUAAUCUUGUGUACUAGCUGCUAAUUAGCUAUAUAAUUUUUGCAAAUCCUUUAUGAAACGUUAGCAUGUUUGGAUUCUUUCACUGCAGAGUGCCAUCACAUAUGCUAGCUGCUGACUAGCCACUUAGCUAGCUAGUGAAGAGUGUAAUGAAUGUCAUGUUCAUUUUGCUCUAAAGAAAAGCUAGAAUUUUGGAGUUGUUAGCUGAGAUCUCGAUUUAUUUUUAGCACCAGUCACAUUGGUUAGCUGCUAGUUAUUCUGUUAAAUAGUCACCGAAUUGGCUUUGAGGAAGAAAAACUUCAAAUAUUAAUUGAUAAUAGUAUGAUAGAAUUUACACAUUAUAUUUAGCAUUAAUUUGAUACGCUGGCUGCGCAUUAGUCGUGAUACGAUGGUCAUGUUUUUGCGGCUUUUUCAGUGAAAGGUUAGCGUGUUGAAUUUGAGAGUAUUCCUUUACUGCACUCAGCUUGCUAGCUAGCUGUUUAUCAUCAGUUUAUUAAAUUUAAAGGGGAGGAUUUUUUUUUUUGAGUGCUAAUUAUUACAUUUUUAUGUAAAACUAGCGUUUGGGACCAAAACAGGAUUUGUUUUGUCUAGAAUUGCACAUUAUUUCUGUAUUUGGUUAUUUUUGAAUAUCAGUUGUAGUUGUCUGUAAUAAAAGGCUUGAAGACUUUGGUCUCUGUAUGAAAUCACGUAUAACUGAUUAUUUUCCUCACUGUGGAAAUGUCUGUGAUGUAGAUGUCUUUUUGUUCAGUUGUGUUUUUUCACAUGUUUACAAGAUGUUUCUCUUGUCUGUGGUCUGCAGUGAUUCCUGAUAUCUGAUUGAUCAUCUAAAGCAAAUCAGAUUCUGCUUUUAGUAACUUUACACAGUGCUUAUUUGCCCUCUGUCCUUCAUCAGAACCUGCGGCUUUUCAUGAGAGAUCUGUUCUCUCUCUCUCUCUCUCUCUCUCUCUCUCUCUCUCUCUCUCUCUCGUCUUUAGCCUUAUGCAUGUACAGAAGAUAAAGUCACUUAAUAAAAAUUCUGAUUAUCUCACCGUA